CGAGCCCCCCCUCCCCGCCGCCCUCCGGGAGCCGCCGGGCCCCCCCUCAGCCCCGCCCGCCGCGCCGCGGAGCCCCCCGGAGCCUCCGCCCCCCGGAGCGCGGGGGAGGCUGAGAGGGAGUGACCCCCGGCCCCUCGCCCCGGGCUGGGACAGCUGAGGGGGGGCGCAACAUGGCGGAGGCCAAGGAGGAGGGGCCCGGCCCCCGCGGCAGGUUUGAAGAUAAAUCUGAUGCAGUAUUUGAUAUUACAGAAAAAUGUGGUGAAAUCCUGGAUGCAGAGAUGUCUGAGGACGCUGACCACAGCUUAACACCGGCCCUCGAGAGCUUGUCGUACGGAGCACCGAACCGAGCAGGACCCGAGAAUUCACUGCAGGGUGAUGAUCAUGAUUAUUUUCUGAACUCUGGGGAGCUUGCAGGCAUACCUGUUAUUGGGAGUGACAAUGAAGAUGAUCAAAAUUUCACUCCAAAAGACGCUCUUUCUUCAGCAAUUCAUGAUGAAGAUCAUCUGGAAGAGGGCAAGAGUGUUCCAGAUCAUGAACUGGACAAUGAAAAAGAAAUUCAGGUUCAGAAUGCAAUCCAAAAGGAUCUCACUUCCCCCUUUGAGCAGGGCCCUGUAUUUAAAUCACUUCAAAAAGAUUUUAGCAUAACACAAGAUAAUGGCAAAGAGACUUUUUCAGCAAAGGACAAGAAUAGAGAAGGACAUUUUCAAGAAGGUGAAAAACAGUUGGAAAAAAUCCCUAAAGAUAUGGAUUCUAGAUUGAAAAGCAAUUUUCUUGACAAAACAGUUCAUAAUCAAGUAGAAGAAACAUUACGGACGCAGUUAGCGCCACAAACUCCAGAAACUAACUUCAGGGAGUCUAGCUACCUAUUUUCUAGUAAGGAAUCUAUUGGACAAGAGCUGGGGAAUUCCUUUGCACCAAAUAUUAGAAUUAAGAAGGAGCCUUUGGAUGACGAAUAUGCUAAAGCUAUGGCCCCACAGCAGGGACUAUUAGACAAAAUUAAAGAUGAACCUGGUAAUUCUGAGGAGUACGGCCAACAGCCAAAAUCUCAGGAAGGGGAGCUGAAAAUCAGUGCUGUAUUUUCAGUCAGUGGCACUCCUCUUGUUCCACAGCUGUCAUCAGGUUUCCAGCCUGCUGUGGCAUCCUCUGGCAUGAGUAAAAUGCUACCCUCAGUUCCAAGCACAGCUGUUCGGGUUUCCUGUUCUGGCUGUAAAAAAAUCCUGCAGAAAGGGCAAACUGCCUACCAGAGGAAAGGCUCAACCCAGCUCUUCUGCUCCACACUGUGCCUCACUGGAUACACCAUUCCAGCUUCUCGCCCACCAGCUUCUACCAAGAAAACCUGCUCAAGCUGCUCAAAAGAAAUUCUAAAUCCAAAGGAUGUAAUCACUGCCCAGUUUGACAACACAGACUUCAGUAAGGAUUUCUGCAGCCAGUCUUGUCUGUCCACAUACGAACUGAAAAGGAAACCCAUUGUCACCAUCCACACCAACAGCAUUUCCAGCAAGUGCAGCAUGUGCCAGAAGAACGCAGUGAUCAGGCACGAGGUGAAUUACCAGAACGUGGUGCACAAGCUCUGCAGUGACGCCUGCUUCUCCCAGUUCCGCUCAGCCAACAACCUGACCAUGAACUGCUGUGAAUAUUGUGGAGGGUACUGCUACAGUGCCUCUGGCCAGUGUCACGUCCUGCAGAUAGAGGGACAGUCCAAAAAGUUCUGCAGUUCCGUGUGUGUGACGGGCUACAAGCAGAAGUCAGCUAAAAUUACACCCUGCACACUGUGUAAAUCUCUGAGAUCUUCAGCCGAGAUGGUGGAGGCCGCAAAUAACUUGGGGAAGAUGGAACUGUUUUGUUCUGUUAACUGUUUGUCAGCAUACAGAGUAAAAAUGGUCACUUCUUCAGGUGUUCAAGUUCAGUGCAACAGCUGUAAAACCUCAGCAAACCCUCAGUAUCACUUGGCUAUGUCAGAUGGGAGCAUACGCAAUUUUUGCAGCUACAAUUGCGUAGUAGCUUUUCAGAAUCUGUUCAACAAACCUGCAGGACUGAACUCCUCGGUGGUGCCCCUGUCUCAGGGCCAGGUCAUUGUGAGCAUCUCCUCGGGGACAGCAGUCUCAGCCACUGGCACCACGUCCACUGUGUCCCCCAGCUCCACCAGCACCCCAGCUGCAGCAGGGCUCCAGAGGUUGGCUGCCCAGUGCCAGCAGGUCACCUUUACCCGCUCUGUUGUGAAAAUCAAGUGUCAGCACUGUAGCAGAUUGUUUGCCACCAAGCCAGAGUUGUUUGACUACAAGGGUAAAACGUUCCAGUUCUGUGGGAAGACCUGCUGUGAUGAGUAUAAGAAGAAGGGCAAUAUGACAGCUUUGUGUGAAUACUGCAGGUUUGAGAAAAUUAUCAAGGAGACAGUGAGAUUCUCAGGCAUAGAUAGAACAUUCUGUAGUGAAGUUUGUAAACUGCUCUAUAAACACGACAUGGCUAAGCGCUGGGGCACCCACUGUAAAAUGUGCAGUUACUGUUUACAGACUUCCCCCAAACUGGUCCAGAAUCACUUUGGGGGCAAAACAGAGGAAUUUUGCUCAGAGGAGUGCAUGUCUAAAUUCACAGUUUUGUUUUACCAGAUGGCAAAGUGUGAUGGUUGUAAGAGACAAGGUAAACUCAACGAGUCCAUCAAAUGGCAAGGGGAGAUGAAGCAUUUUUGCAAUCUGCUUUGUAUUCUGUUGUUCUGUAAACAGCAAGGUGCUUCAGACCCUCCACUCCCAAACAACACAGCAAACCUUUCCAUGGCACCAACCUCCUCCUCAGGCCCUUCUUCUUUAAGAAAGGACUCAACCCCUGUCAUAGCAAACGUGGUGUCCCUUGCAAGCACCCCAGCUGCCCAGCCUACUGUUAACUCCAACAAUGUUUUACAGGGUGCAGUCCCUACUGUGACAGCAAAAACAAUAGGAGAUGCAAGUACCCAGACAGAUGCCCUAAAGCUCCCAUCAUCAAAACCACCCAGACUUCUGAAAAACAAAGCUUUAUUGUGUAAGCCAAUCACCCAGACUAAGGCCACCUCGUGCAAACCUCACACACAAAACAAAGAAAGCCAGACAGAAGAAGCACCUGCUCCACCCCAGAUCAUUGUGGUACCUGUUCCUGUACCAGUGUUCGUGCCAGUGCCCCUCCACCUCUACACCCAGUACACACCAGUUCCCCUGGGGAUGCCAGUUCCUGUACCAGUUCCCAUGGUCAUCCCAGCUACCCCAGAUAACGCUGAUAAGAUCGUUGAAAAUAAUCAGGAAAACAAGGAAAAGAUUUCCAUUAAUCCAUUUGAAGCUGAUCUCCUUCAGAUGGCAGAAAUGAUUGCAGAAGAUGCAGAGAGAGAAAAAACACAUUCUCAUGGUGGAUCUCAAACAUCUGAGCACGAGCUAUUCCUGGACCCCAAGAUAUUUGAGAAAGACCAGGGCAGCACGUACAGCGGAGAUCUGGAGUCAGAAGCAGUGUCCACUCCACACAGCUGGGAGGAGGAGCUGAAUCACUACGCCUUACGAUCCAAUGUCCUGCCAGAACCUGAACCAGAAGUCAAGCCCUUCUCCAAAGGUGAUGUGGAACAGGACCUGGAGGCAGAUUUCCCAUCAGACUCAUUUGACCCUCUCAGUAAAGGACCUGGUUUGCAUUCACGUUCACGGGCGAGACGGAGACACAGGGAUGGCUUCCCACAGCCAAAAAGACGGGGCCGGAAGAAGUCUGUAGUUGCUGUGGAGCCUCGGAAUUUGAUGCAGGGCUCCUACCCUGGCUCUGUUUCUAGGAUGACCCUAAAGUACAUGUAUGGGGUGAAUGCCUGGAAAAACUGGGUCCAAUUGAAAAACGCACAGGAGGAACAAGGGGACCUGAAGUUUUCAGUUCAUCCUGUGAAGCUCAAGGAGGACAUUCUCUCAUGCACAUUUGCUGAGCUGAGUUUUGGCUUGUGCCAGUUUAUUCAAGAGGUGCGGAGACCAAACGGAGAAAAAUACGACCCUGACAGCAUCUUAUACUUGUGCCUUGGAAUUCAGCAGUACCUGUUUGAGAAUGGUAGAAUAGAUAACAUUUUCACCGAGCCCUAUUCCAGGUUUAUGAUUGAACUUACAAAACUUUUGAAAAUCUGGGAACCUACAAUUCUUCCAAAUGGUUAUAUGUUCUCAAGAAUUGAAGAGGAACACUUGUGGGAAUGUAAGCAGCUGGGUGCAUAUUCCCCCAUCGUUUUGUUGAACACCCUUCUGUUCUUCAACACCAAAUACUUCCAACUAAAGAAUGUCAGUGAGCACCUGAAACUGUCCUUUGCCCAUGUUAUGAGGCACACCCGAACUCUGAAGUAUAAUACUAAGAUGACAUAUUUACGUUUUUUCCCACCCUUUCAAAAACAAGAGGUAGAAUCAGAUAAAUUAUCAGUAGGCAAAAGGAAACGCAGUGAAGAUGAGGAGGUUCCAACAGCAGUGGAAAUGGCUGAAAACACAGAUAAUCCCCUCCGGUGUCCAGUCCGACUUUACGAGUUUUACUUAUCAAAAUGCUCUGAAAGCGUGAAGCAGAGGAGUGAUGUGUUCUACCUGCAGCCCGAGCGCUCCUGUGUCCCCAACAGCCCCAUGUGGUAUUCCACAUUGCCAAUAGACCCAGGAACCUUGGACAUCAUGUUAACACGGAUUCUAAUGGUGAGGGAGGUACACGAAGAACUUGCCAAAGUCAAAUCAGAGGACUCUGAUAUUGAGUUAUCAGACUAACUGCAGUGGGGUAUUUUCUUUUGAAUACACAUCAGAAGCACCAAAAUGUGAAUACGUCCAGCCUUUGGAAAAUGUGUAUCAAAUAAGCCAAGAUAAUGUCACCUACAGGCAGAUUUUGUACCACAGUGGAUGUACAAACUGGAACUGGAAGGAAGCAAGCUGUGUAAGCUGCAAAUCCCAACGUCCUGUGGCACCGAUCAAUCCUCAGAACAAAUCCAAGUGGAACUCACCUAUUGGAUUGGUGCAUAAAUCCUUUAUCUGUUUAGGAUUUUUAAAAGUUGUGAGAUAUUUUUAAGGAAAAUGGUUGUGUAAAAUCUACCCUCACACUGUUGGGCAUGGAGAGCUAGAUUGUGGCUCAGGUGACUUCCCAGCCUGCUGGCUGGCAGCCCUUGCUGCCAAGGAACACGUGGAGAUCCUCGAGCUCUUCCAGAGGAUACGAGAGAAAGGGGUGAGGUUUAGACAAACAGACACCUUCCGUUAUAAAUACACCUUCACCUACACUUUUAUAAUUUUUUUUCUUUUUUUUGGAAACUGGGAUCAAAUGUUAGGAAGGCAGGAGCCACUGGCCACCCCAGUGGCCAGCCCUGGCUGCUGGUAACUGGUCACACGAGGCCAUCUCCAGCUCACGCUCUGGUGGAAGAGGUGCUGUAGGUCAAACUUGUGAGUGACCUCUGUGGCAAUGUCCAGGAGGGGAUGUCCUGGGCUCUGUGCAGAAUUCCUUCCCCAGCCCAGUAGACUCUGCAGUCUGUCCAUAUAACCCAGCAAAUACUGUGGUGCGUGGAAAGUUUAUUUCCCUUAAGGCAGCUUUCCUUUCUCCUCUGUCCCUACUCCUAAAGUUUUGAUUAUUUUGUAAGGUGAAUCUAGAGAGGGUUUUGUCAUUUCAAACAGAAAUACACACACACACUCUUUCUCUUUCCACCUUUGCAACACAGGCAGUGUUGUAUAAAGGAUGCAGUAUUACUUCUGACAACAGAACUGUGGUAGAAAAUGACCAUGUGUGUUUUUAUCCCACCCCACCCAAAGAGAUUUAGUCAUAGUGUUGGAAAUUGAAAGAGGUUUUGGAUUUUUUUUUAAGGCUUGGCUGUUACUGAGUCUUUUGGAAGAGAAAAGCUCCCAUGUGGUGUUUAGAGGACAGGACAUUAUCAGAUACUGUCUGUAUCUCUGUUUUCUCAAGCUCUAGGUGUGUGUUACUGAUGACCAGUGGUCACAAAUCCAUUGGAAACCCAAACUAUUUUUAAAGAGGAGAAUUGUAUGGUUUUUAUCUAGCUCUGGUCAGUUAUCCAUCUUCUGUAACAGGGGUCUGAUAUUUGAGCUUGUCACUAAAAUUUCAAGAGAUGAAAAUCAACAGCCUUGAAUAAUAUUUCAGGUUUUUUGUUUUGUUCUGUUUGGUUGGUUUGUUUUGGUUUUUUUUUUUUAAUUAUUUUUUUAGCAGUUACAAAAGUAAUUUAACAAAAAUAAAAUCAGAAAGUAGUCUAUUGACGUUGUGUACUCGGUAGUCCUGUCCCUGCCUGUAACAGAUUUCACUGAUGUAUUUUUUAAUACAGAAAAUUAUGUGAAAAGUAAAACCUGCCCCUGAUUCUGUCUGACCAAAGCCCAUUUGUGUCUGUCAUUUCUGAGCAAAGUUUCUGCUUUCUCCAUGGCCUGGCAUUCCCAGGGGAGAUGCUUUGGCCACUCCUCAGCACAGGAAUGCUCCUGCAGGCUCAGCUCCUGCUCCCUGAACACCAACCUGCCCCUCCCCGUUGUUACAUUGAAUAGUGAAAUUACAGGCAGAGUGGUUUGGAUUGGGAAGGUUCAGGGAAUAAAAUCAUUGUGGAAACAUCAGUUUGUAGGGGAUUAAGAGUGCCUGAGGUGUGUCUGCUGCACACGGGUGUGCUCAGAGCUCGGUGGCCGCAGCACAGGGGAGGCUCCAGGAGUCCCUGUGUCCCCUGGGCAGCUGCUGGGGCUGUCCUUGCCUGCUCCCUCCUUCCCUGACCCCUGGGAAUGAGGGGAGGGCAGGCUUUCCUUGGGUGGGGAUGCUGUGACAAUCCCCAAAUCAAUACUCCCAUAGAAAAAUGUAGGCUAUUUGUACCUUAUGAGAAAUACUUUUCCUUCUGAAUAUCCUCAUUGUUUCUUGUCUGGGAACACUUUCAUUGAGGUCAAUUUUUUGCAGGCCUUAGAAUAAAAGACCUUUCAGAUUCUCUCAGCAAGGCAAGUGAAAUCACUUGAACUUUCCCUGGCUGAGAGCAGAGUUGUUAAACAUUGUGUAAACUUUAACCUGGUGACUGUGACAUGGGAAACAUUUCAUUGCAGUUCCAUGGUAAUAAUUAACACAUUAAUUAACUUUAGUUUCAAUUUCACUCCUGCUUGGAGGCCCUUUGGCAAUGGUCUGUUUUUUCCAGGGUCUGCCUGGGCUGUUUUUGCCUCGAGGGAUUUCUUGUCAGCCCAUCUCAAGUUCACACUGAUACACAAGAAGGAUUACCUUGAAGGAUUAAAGUAUAUUUGUAGAUUAUAUACACAUGCUCAAAGUUCUGAACACAAACUUGUUUGUCAUCAACAUUGCUGAACACACAAGAUUUAUUGAGAUACCCUUUUAAACAGAAAAAUCAUUUUGUGUCCUGCUGAAUCACAGAGUUAACUGGGCAGGAAAAGACUUUUGAGAUCAUCCAGUCCAGCCUGAGACCUAACACCAGCUUGUCAACCAGACACAUCCAGUCUUUUCUUAAACUGUAUUCUCAGUGUGGUCAGAGGAGCAAUAAAGGUGGAUGUGAGAAAGAAAAAUAAAAAACCUCCUUCUACCAGGGUGCCAGCAGCUCCCAGUGCAGGAGGUGCAAACCUUUGCUCCAUCCUGGCUUCAGUUCACUAAAGAAGGGAACUGGGGACACGUUGAAAGCCUCAGAAAUAGGUGCAAAAGGAAGUUAAAUUACCUUUUUUAUUUGCCAACUACUGCUAAAAACCACCCUAGGAUUUCUCUGGAACAGUUUGCAACUCCUCAGAGACUUAAAACAGCAGCCAAGUCCCUUGCCAGGUGUCCCCAGCUGUGCUGCUGGUUCAGUGCCAGGGCUCACAGAGGUGAAUCAGGAAUGUGCAAUAACUCACUGGGAUUUUUUGUAACAAUCUCAGUAACUCCCCAGUCCCUUGAGCAGCAGUUUCCCUGUUGCCUUAACAACCAAAGAAGCCAGAAUAAAUGCUGGUGCACCGAGUGUUUACUGUGCUUGGAACCGCCUGGCGUGGCUGGAGCUUUGCUCCCCUCAGCACAACAGGUUCUUCCCCAUUCUUCCUUGACCUCUCAUCAACUUCAAACAUUCCAGAGGCAAAACAAAGAUUUGCUGCCUUCAUUAAAGAGCUGCUCCCCUUUAGCAUCAUCAGCCUUGUAAGAUGAUAUGUGAGAAAUAAGUUUUGAGCUGUUGAGCUCCCAAGCAUUAACUGCUGGGUUUGGUUUUUUUCUUUCACUUGUGUAUGAGCACCAAAAGCAUGUAAAAAUCACAGCUCAUUGCUGAUGAGAAGGACUAGAAAGAGUUUUUGGAGCACUGAAAUGAGUGUGUUGUGCCUCUGAGAGCUGCAGGCCUUGUCUCACGUUGCCAUGGCCCCACAUCUCCAACAGGUGAGGUGACAGAGGAGUCCCCACAGGAUCCCCUCCUGUGCAUUACAGGAAAAUCCCUCUGCUCCAGCACCACAGAGCUGGGCAGGUAGGACUGACCCUGCUUAUGGUUUUGCACAAUAUUUCUGUAUUUGUUAUGAAGGUGACCCCAGCCCCUAUUUACGUGGCUUUUUUUAAACUAAGGAAGAAAUCACUCAUUUAGUCUGACCACUGGCACCAACUUCUUCCAGCAGCAGAGCUAUAAGAAUUUGCCUUUUUCUCUCCAGUUUCCCCACUACAAUCCCAUGGAGCAUUCCAGAAGUUUUCUGUUGUGUUGUCCUUUCAGAGGGAACAAUUUUGGACAUGCCAGGAAGAGCAAGUAGCAGAAGAGCUGUUGCAAGGUGCUGGGAAGGUGCUUUGGGGAGGCAGGUAAUUGAUGGUACAUGGCAAAAUAGUAAUAUAAAUAUUAAGUCCCUAAGAUCUAUGGUUUUAUAUUCAAAACAUCUCACUGAGGAGGUCCUUGAUGCUCAGCCACUGGCAUCAGUGCUGGCUCUGCUCCAGGGAGGGUUGCACAGAAGCAGAAUGGUUUUUAAAGUCAUAAAGGCUCAGAGGAACUUGGGCAGCUUGAAUUCCUCUAGCCACAGAACUGAGAUGUCCAUUGGACAUCACAUUCCCUAAGCUGAUGGAUUUUCAGCAGAGAUUCAGCUUUUGUUAAAGAAACAAGACCUGGGAUACCUGACUUUCACCUGCAAGGUGGGAAAAGGGAAUUUAUGACAACAAAACAGUGAAGUUAGCCAGAGCUUUACACCCCAAAUCUCAAAAUGAAUCCCAAGAAUGAGAUUUUAAUAUUGUCAGAUCCAAGUGGAUGUGGGCAGCACGAGCCACACACCCCAGCUUGGUUGCCUUGAUUCUUUGCCUUUGGAUAUGUCAACAGAGGGGCUUGGGCCUGCGAGUCCUGGGCUUUUUAUCCUCUCUUCUGCACAUUUAUACCACAAACAGCCAGAGCCAUUUGAAAAGGUCUUUUUGACCUGCUGGGAGCCAGGCUGCAGCUUUGGACAGAAGGGUGAGGGUGGUGGCACCUGAACUUUCUCCCCAGCUAAGCCACCAAUUCCUCCCCCAGCCCCAGCACACACGUCCUGUCACUCCUGAGGAUGGAUGAGCCUCACCUCUUGUCCCUUCCAAUCUGUACCUCGGUUGUAUCCUCUGUAAAUUGGCCAGACUUUCCUACCUCGUUUGGGCAUUAUGAGGCAGAAUUCCAUAGGAUGCUUUGCAGCCCCGUGAUGAAAGGUGCUAUAAAUCUGCAAAGUGUUACUUCAGAAGAUGUAACUAGGUCCCCAGUGCAUCAUAUCCUAUAUUAAACAGACAUUUUCUUAUAUGAGAAUUUAUAGAGUUCAAUGUAUGGUAUUAAUCAGUGAAUUAUUGAGACCCUCAAAAUAGUUUUUGUUUCAAUCGUAUCUGUAUUCUGGAAAAGUGAUUAAAAAACCUUUUACCUUAAUAAAAGACUGCAUCCAUCCUCC
Messenger RNA from Prinia subflava (tawny-flanked prinia), 9794 nucleotides. RefSeq names its product zinc finger MYM-type containing 4 (gene ZMYM4). The record is from RefSeq and is a predicted model, not a curated record. Bases 171 to 4721 code for a protein of 1516 amino acids. The transcript has 29 exons. NCBI's taxonomy places the organism in Eukaryota, Metazoa, Chordata, Aves, Passeriformes, Cisticolidae. Gene Ontology annotation, molecular function: zinc ion binding.